This is a messenger RNA of Rosa chinensis, 1846 nucleotides long. RefSeq lists its product as uncharacterized. The coding region runs from base 209 to 1639 and encodes 476 amino acids. The record is from RefSeq and is a predicted model, not a curated record. Gene Ontology annotation, molecular function: protein binding. Lineage: Eukaryota; Viridiplantae; Streptophyta; Magnoliopsida; Rosales; Rosaceae. The transcript has 7 exons.
AUCGUCUGCCACCACUAAAAAACGAAUCAGAGAUUCAGAGCUUCCGACUCACUCGUACUGCUCCACUGAGACCGGCCCCUCAGUAAAAACCCAGAUGAAGAAUCGUACUUGCUUGCACAACGGCUAAAAGAGUCAUGAUCUUCUCGAAAUUUUAAACCCAACACGCAGUAAUCCAUAGCUCACCCACUAUUUGCUCACCUCAUUAACAAUGACAAGUUCCCUUUUCUUCAUCACCAUCGUCACUCUCACAGUCGCUUACACCCUCCAAUUCAAAGCCCAUGCUGCUCCUGCAGGGCCAUUGAUAAAGCACUUGUCUUCCCUUGUCAAGUGGACGAGGGCGGCAUCCGCCAAAGCACCCCAAUCAGAUGGGAAUGUUGUUCAGUUUGAGAGUGGGUACUUAGUUGAGACUGUUGUGGAAGGAACUGAUAUUGGAGUUGUUCCUUUCAAGAUCCGCAUUUCAGAGGAUGGCGAACUCUUUGCUGUGGACUCCGUUAAUAGCAACAUUGUUCGGAUUACUCCUCCGCUGUCCCAAUAUAGUAGGGGAAGAUUGGUUGCUGGAUCAUUUCAAGGUUAUACAGGCCAUGUUGAUGGAAAGCCAAGUGAUGCUCGUUUCAAUCAUCCAAAAGGUGUAACCAUGGAUGAUAAAGGGAAUGUAUAUGUUGCUGAUACCUUGAAUCACGCCAUAAGAAAAAUUGGAGAAGCUGGUGUGACAACCAUAGCUGGUGGAAAAUCAAAUAUUGCUGGCUACAGGGAUGGACCCAGUGAAGAUGCAAUGUUCUCAAACGAUUUUGAUGUAGUAUAUGUCCAGCCUACUUGUUCCUUGCUUGUUGUUGAUAGAGGAAAUGCUGCUCUUAGGCAGAUAUCUCUCAACCAGGAGGAUUGUGAUUAUCAGUACAGUUCAAUCUCUUCCACAGAUGUCCUUAUGGUUGUUGGUGCUGUCUUGAUAGGCUAUGCCACAUGCAUGCUUCAGCAGGGUUUUGGACCUUUCUUCUCGAGAACGCAGCAACCUUCAGAGAGUGAAACUAAAGAACAUGCAAGCAAUGAAAAAUCCACUCCAGUUGUGGAGAUUGUGAAAGAGGACCCAGGAUGGCCAUCUUUUGGGCAGCUUAUAAUUGAUCUAUGCAAGAUUGGACUUGAAGCAGUGACAGGCACAUUUCUUCAGUUCAUUCCCUCUCGGUUCAUGCCUGGUGGUUCUCACAAAGGCCUGACACCAUUAAAAGAUUCUCUCAGGAUGCCUGAGGAGGAAGCUGAGACCCCGUUAGUUCACAGGCAAAGCACUCCUGCUCCUCUGUCUGAAACUCGGCAGUCCCAUACUCCCAAUGCAAGUGAUAGAUAUUCAGAUAUGAAGCCCUCAAAGAUAAAGUCAAGUAGCUUUAAAGACCCCUCUUUGCCAAGCAAGCACCGGUCUUCAAAACGCCAGGAUUCUGCAGAAUUCUAUGGAUCUGGUGAAAGAUCUAAGAGCCAGAAAGAAAGAACACGGCAUCGCCAACGAGAGAAGAGUGGAGAGGUAGUUUUUGGGGCCGUUGGGACAGAAUCGAAACCUGUGGACAUGAAGACAGCAGCAGGUUAUGACAAUCAGAAGUUUGAGAACUACAAUAUGAGGAGCAGGUAUGGACCUGACAAGUCAUACCGGUUUUAAUCAAACUUCAACAUGGUUACUACCGUUGUCAGACCUGCUAAUUUCCGCUAGGUUUUGCCUGAUCUAGAAUGUGUAUCCCUGUAUUCCAUUUUGAGCUUCGGCUAGUCUGGAAUUUGAUUCUAUACGGAUAUGUGCUUUAAGAGAACAAAUACAGAUGAUUUAGCUUGCGCUCACAAUCUAACAUUAACUACAUAGGAUUCUAAUCCA